Molecule: messenger RNA, 724 nt
Organism: Lasiosphaeria miniovina
Lineage: Eukaryota; Fungi; Ascomycota; Sordariomycetes; Sordariales; Lasiosphaeriaceae
Exons: 1
Coding region: 277-594 (105 amino acids)
Source: RefSeq, a predicted model, not a curated record
CAGUAAGCGGUCUUGCUCGGCAUCUCAAGCUAGCAGCAAUCUAUCAAAUCGGGUGUAUCGUCAUAUUAUUCUUCGCGACUACGGAACUCCUAUCUACAAAGCUAACUCUCGAACGUCUCUACUUGCCGCGUUUGACGGCUGCAUCGAAGGGCACGAGUCUCUACGCAAGGCUGGCAUCCUCCACAGAGACAUCUCCAUCAACAACCUCUUGAUCAACGAGGACACGAAUAAUCCCCCCUAGCCUUCGCUUUGAUUGACCUGGAUCUCGCCAUCAAAAUGGAUCGAGUAGGUGCGUCGGGAGCCAAAUGGAAGACCGGCACGAGGGCGUUUAUGGCGAUCGGGGCGCUUCUAGGCGAGCAGCAUUCUUUCAUGCAUGAUCUCGAGUCAUUCUUCUGGGUGCUGUUCUGGAUAUUCAUCAAGUCCGCUAAGAAUAAUUUCACUCCUUAUCAUCAGCCAUUAAUACCUUGGGUCAACCGAUUACGGAAAGCUGUAUUUCCAAAUGGUGGGAGUUGGGAGAGGGAGGACGGAGGGUUAUAUGUUCGGAUGCGGCAGAUCCUCCAGGAAGCCCAAGAGGAUCUGUCACCUGAUAAUUGAGCCACAUCCGAGCCAUAACCAAGUUGAACCUUAAAAGGCCCUCUAUGACGCUCACUUCCUAGUAUCACAAAAUUUCCUUUGUUUUACUUUUUGGGUAUAAAUAGUGGCUUCUUUUCCUGCAUCUCUAGAC